GACCUGGGAAUUUCUAGCGUUAUCUUGGAAUUGGACUGUGCCCCCAUGUUCUCAUCAUCCAGUUUCCCCUGGGGGCCCUUGAAGUCAAUGCCAUCGCUCUGGAGCAUGAUAGAGGAGCAGUUAGCACCCAGCGAGAGACUGGAAGUGAAGACUACCUUGGGAACUGAUCUUGUGGACCACAGCUUGGAGCUUCAUGCUGAGGUAAAGACUCUCUUGGAAUUCUAUCAGGAAUUGCAACUGGACCAUUCUGAGGAAAGGCCUGAUAACUGUAUCUUGCUGGCUGCUCCUGCCCACUUAAAAGAACUAGUAAGAGAGGAGAUUCGACUACUUGUGAUUGGCUUGCAGCAAAAGGCAUUGCAGGAGGGCAGGGACCACGAUUGUGCCAUUGCUAAAUACAACGCACAAGUGAUCAAUUUUGCUUUCAAGACAAAUGCUGGAAGUAAUCGGCCAUCAUCUGGGAGCAACAAUCUCAUCAGGUCAUUGCCCUGUAGGAGCACAAAUGAUUUGGAACCAUAUUCUGAUAAACUGAAUAUAGCUCAGAUCGGCAAGAUAGCCUCUAGACUUAGGACUUUGGUAGAGGAUGAAUGCCAUGUUCUGGAAAGAUACAUUACACAUUUACAGAGCCAACUAGAGGAGGUGCAUCAGAAUGCUACUGAGUUGCAAGACACACUGCAUGAACCCACCCUGGCUGAACUGCAGGAAGAGAAACGUGCCAUGGAGCGGGAUUUACAAUUAAGCCUGCCCAAGUCAUCUCCUAGGCCUCCUUCCCCGAUGUCAAACCAGUUUGGGAAUAGCACCCAUUUGUCUCAACUCAGCCAUCCAAGAGGCUUAGUGAAAGAGCCAGGAUUUGGACAGAUCAAUCCUGCUUCUAAUGAGAUUCCUUCACCAGAUCCCAGGGAUCAGAUUUCUCUACUCUGCUAUCAGCUGUCAUCCAGAAGGAGCCAUUCAACAAAAACCCCUUUGGGAUGGAUGCCUCAAAAGAGGAAGGAUUCCAACCAGGAAAGGAAGGACAGUGACACUAAGCUGCCUACAACACUGGGACUUCCAACUGCUUCAGUUUAUAGGGCAGCAGCAGUAGCAGCAGCAGCAGCAGCAGUGUGGGAACCUGCUUUUCAUCCCGUGCCUCCUACAGAACCUUGUCCUCCGUCUCGCUUUUAUUUCCGUGUUAGAUUGUUGCAAUGUAAAGGACCAAGCUAAGAAGAAAAAAAGAACUUCCUCUUCCUCUUGACAUCUCACCACUUGCUCUGGGGCAACAGUGCCCAUUGAAACCGUAUGCUGCUGUUCCCUAUGCCUGAAAUGGGUUAAUGUUGGUUACUAUUGUCUUUGCUCAUUCUUAUGUUCAAAUUCAUGGAUUCCAAAGGAAGUAACAAGGCCAUGCUAAAUAUCCCUUCUUCUGUACAGAUAAGUGUCCUGGGAGUGCAGCAGUGCCCUUGGGAUCCUUUCUUCUCCUGCUGCUCAUCUCCAUUACUCAGUACAGUAAUUCCAUUAUAACAUUAAAGUAAAGGUAUGGCUCCUCAAAUCGCCCUUCCGAUCCCACAAAAAGAACUGUACAUCCUGCGUUCAGGAAUAUAAAUUUCAUUAAAAUCUAUGAGACUUUAACAAUCUACAACUGGGAGAGUCACAGUAUGGGAGACUCAUACAAUUAUUGCUAUGAACAAUGAGAGGUGGCAGUGGCGGUUGCCACACUCUACAGGAGAGGGAGGGACAGACAUGGAACCAUGCAUUAAAUAGUGCAUUUUCAGUACACAGGAGGGAAAGGAUUGGAUGCUGGAGGCUUAAGGUAAAAAUGCCAUCAUGACACGAAACCAUCUGUCCUUCCCAUCAUCUGUGCACGAUGCAGACAUUUGGCACUUAAACACUGGCCAUUUUGCCCAUGUCACUGGCUGUGGGUAGGGACCAGACGUGCCCUUGCUGUUGGCAUUGUAGCAAUUGUGCAUUCCUGGGAGCUGAGGGAUGCCCCCUACAAGACGUUUGGCAACGGUGUCCCUACAAAAGAAUUGGCAUUGGUGUCUUGGUAUCAUUGCUGCCACAGCAUAAAGGGCAAGGGAGUGGCUGUCAGGACCACUUGUCUCCUCCUCCAAGGCCUUGCUAAGGAUAAAGUGCAGGCAGCAAUGCUGAAAUGGAAAUAUGGGGCAAUGAGACAGGAAGACGCAACAUUUAGUUACCCCUCCAGUGUGAGACCUGGCUUGUUAUGAAGACAUCGUGCUGCCAUGAGAUACUGGUGCUUCUCGCCAAUUUCUUCAUGAUUGCAGCACGGGAUUAGAGGCUCCCAUCCCCACUGGGAAGUGGCGACCCAGGGUCCAGGGCUAACCAGGAAUAGCUUUCAUGGAAGACCAUGCUUUCCCUCAAGUUGCAAGGGCUGGUCUUGGCACAUCAUCUACUCUUAGCACCAUGGUUGGCUUUGCUCCUUCCCCAGAGACUGGGGCAGGGCUAGGUCCCAAGGGUCCCUUGCAAGUAGAGGGACCCUAUUCAAAUUCAUUUGCUCCUCUGAAGGGGAAGAGGAUAAACAAUGGCUUCAGAAGGUCCAUUCCUCAGAAUUCAAGUACAAGCUCCUGCAUAAUUCAGUUGAAUACUUUGCUCCACAACCUCUACACAGUGUGGCAGCAGUUUACGUGAGCUUCCCACAAGUUGGGAUUUUCCUAGAUUUGAAUCAGUCACAUAGUGUCUCUACUAACCAUGUGCAAGGAUGUGUGUG
Molecule: messenger RNA, 2695 nt
Organism: Protobothrops mucrosquamatus (brown spotted pit viper)
Lineage: Eukaryota; Metazoa; Chordata; Lepidosauria; Squamata; Viperidae
Gene: CCDC24
Product: coiled-coil domain containing 24
Exons: 8
Coding region: 46-1197 (383 amino acids)
Source: RefSeq, a predicted model, not a curated record